AUGGCUUUUGAAAAACCAGCUAUUGUUCUUGAUAAUGGUAGUUACUAUAUUAAAGCUGGGUUUGCUUGCGACAAUCAUCCUGUUGCAAUAUUUAGAUCAAUGGUUGGGAGGCCAAAUUUCUCACAGAGAAGUCUCGCUCAAGAAUAUUAUGAUAUAUUUAUCGGAGACGAAGCUAUUGAGAAAAUAGAAGACUUGGAAUUAUGUCACCCAAUAGUCGAGGGAAGGAUUGUUCAUUGGGAUAAUAUGGAAAAAAUUUGGCAUCAUGUGUUUUAUAGAGAAUUAAAAGCGGCACCUGAAGACCGUGCUGUUAUUUCAGCAUGUGGUCCAACAGUAGAUAUUACAGAAAAAAUAAAAUGCUGUGAAAUAUUCUUUGAAACCCUUAAUUCUCCAGCUUUAUGUAUACAACCACAGUGUUCUUUGGCAAUGUAUGGUUCUGGAACAACCACUGGUCUAUGUGUAGAUAUCGGACACGACACUACAGAUAUAAUACCCAUUUUUGAGGGAGGAAUGAUGAAAUACGCUCACAUGAAAACAAACUUAGCAGGACUGCAAAUAGCAGAUUUCAUAAAAAAAAGUUUAUUGGAGCGCAAUGGUUCGCAAACAAUUAAGUCUCCGAGCACUUUAGAGGACAUUAUCAAAAAUUGUUUAUAUGUAACAAGGAACUGUGCUGUCACCAGAAAGCAAUAUUUCAAAAAGUACACAUUGCCUUGUGGUGAAGAAAUAGAUGUCAGUGAUGAGGCAUUUAUGGCAGCAGAACUAUUAUUUCAACCAGAUCUCGUUAAAGGAGAACCUACUAAUUUUUUACCGUUGCAUGAAGCUGUUAUUACAUCUGCUUUGAAAUGUGAUGAUGAGUUAAGGUUGGAAUUAUGGAAUAACAUAGUUCCAUGUGGUGGAUUGGCUACUAUUCCAGGGCUUAACGAAAGAUUGGAAGACGAGAUUGUUAAGCAGGUUGAUAAACCAAUCGCAAUUCUGUCUUCAUCAGAAGCAUAUGCUGUGGCUUGGUUAGGCGGAGCCACGUUUGCAGGGCUGGGUGAUGCCCAGAAAAUGUGGAUAUCCAAGAAACAAUUUGAAGAAUAUGGAGAAAGAAUUGUAAGAAAUAAAUUUUUAUAA
Molecule: messenger RNA, 1110 nt
Organism: Danaus chrysippus (African queen)
Lineage: Eukaryota; Metazoa; Arthropoda; Insecta; Lepidoptera; Nymphalidae
Source: the annotation of a GenBank genome assembly